Molecule: messenger RNA, 777 nt
Organism: Aspergillus pseudonomiae
Lineage: Eukaryota; Fungi; Ascomycota; Eurotiomycetes; Eurotiales; Aspergillaceae
Exons: 1
Coding region: 347-586 (79 amino acids)
Source: RefSeq, a predicted model, not a curated record
CGGCAAGCCGAUGAGCAAAACGAGAUCAACCGAUCUUUCCCAAAAAGUAUGAUAGAGACAACGACUGUUGUGUACUAGUCACCUAUCUACAAGAUGCACAACCAUAUAGAGCAAGACUUGAUACCCUCUUCGCCUCUAUAUGAUUUAAUUGAUUAGUUUGAUAGUAUACGGUGCUUACCUCUAUCUAUAGAUCUUUCGGCUUUGCUCACUCUCACUUGAAUAGUAUGUGUCUUUUCUUGAAACGAAUGAUUGCCCUUCCCCUCCCCUCGCUGCAUGACUCCGGUAUAGGUCCGUACUUCAGUCAGGAUACUUCAAACACCCGAUUAUUCAAAAAGAUAAAGAAAAAAUGGUCUUAACUAUUGAGUUUUGGAAGAGGGGGGAAGGCCUUUCCCCAUUUGCCUCUCGUUCCAAUCAGGGUCGAGUCAUUUCUAUUCCAUGUACUUGGUAUACGACAGCACUUAUCUGCUCCGUUGCUCUUUUCAUUCUCUUACCCUUACCUUUUCCACUCCGGGCCUAUGGAGUCCCCUCUCGAGUCCUUUCCAAUGUGAUGGGAGUAAGGAAUCAAUCAUUUAGGACUACUCGAUAGAACCAACGAGAACGUCUUGUCUACCUAUCUACCCUACGGAGUACUACCUAUGUAUGACUCUGUACUUGUAGGACCACCUCAUCAAUGCCCAGUAGUUGGAGGUAUCCACACGCUGAAUGAGUACCCAAUGACAAUCUUGAAUGUGUAUUUCCAGGUAUGAAAAUUACCACUUAGACUCCCAUCACCUCAAC